AGCGAGCAGGAAGCAGGAAGUGUGAAGCAGGAAGUGAGUCUGCGUCUGCGCGCCCCUCCCCCGCCCCCGGGAGUCCUGACUGGAGAAGCCAACAUGAGCAAGUGAGCGGGCUAACAACCUGUGGAUCCAAAUUCGAGUUGGAACCUGUCAAGAAAUGAGAGCCGUCUUGGUCUGGAAAGAAACAACACGUCAGCAUUGUGUUUAUGACCUUGCCUUCAAGCCAGAUGGCACUCAAGUCGUAGUGGCGGCGGGCCUCCAUGUCCUGGUGUACGACGCCUCGGACGGAACCAUUAUUCAACCUUUAAAAGGACACAAAGAUGUCGUCUACUGUGUGGCUUAUGCCAAGGACGGUAAAAGGUUUGCCUCCGGCUCAGCAGACAAGAGCAUCAUAAUAUGGACGUCUAAACUGGAGGGGAUUUUGAAGUACACCCACUACGACUCCAUCCAGUGCGUUGCCUACAACCCGGUCACUCACCAACUCGCUUCCUGUUCCUCCGGCGACUUUGGCCUUUGGUCGCCGGAGCAAAAGUCGGUGAACAAACACAAAGUGAGCAGCAAGAUAACAUGUUGCGGGUGGACCAACGACGGGCAGUACCUUGCUCUCGGCAUGAUGAACGGCGUGGUGAGCAUUCGCAACAAGAACGGCGAGGAAAAGGUCAAGAUCGAGCGCCCGGGAAGCUGCGCCGCCCCGGUCUGGUCCAUCGCGUGGAACCCAUCCAAGGACGAGCAACAUGACGUUCUGGCCGUGGCCGACUGGGGUCAGAAGCUUUCCUUCUAUCAACUCAGUGGAAAGCAGAUUGGAAAGGACCGGACUCUGUCGUACGACCCGUGUUGCGUCAGUUACUUCUCCAAGGGCGAGUACAUCGUCAUGGGCGGCUCCGACAAGCAGGCGUCCCUCUACACCAAAGACGGCGUGCGACUGGGCGUCAUUGGCGAGCAGAAUUCCCGGGUGUGCGCCUGCCGGGUCAAGCCCGACUCCAAUUUUAUGGUGAUGGGCUGCCAAGACGGGACGAUCGCCUGCUACCAGCUCAACUUCAGUACGGUUCACGGCCUGUACAAGGAUCGCUACGCGUAUCGAGACAACAUGACCGACGUCAUUGUCCAGCACCUCAUCACCGAAGGAAAAGUGAGGAUCAAGUGCGGGGAGCUGGUGAAGAAAAUCGCCAUCUACAAAAACCGUCUGGCCAUCCAGCUGCCCGAGAAGAUAAUCAUCUACGAGCUUUUCUCCGAGGACGCUUCGGACAUGCGCUACCGCAUCAAAGAGAAAAUCCUCAAGAAGUUUGAGUGCAACCUGCUGGUGGUCUGCUCCAAUCACAUUGUCCUGUGUCAGGAGAAGCGGCUUCAGUGUCUGUCUUUCGCCAGCGUCAAGGAAAAAGAAUGGCUCAUGGAGUCUCUCAUUCGCUACAUCAAAGUCAUGGGUGGGCCGCCGGGCCGGGAAGGCCUCCUGGUGGGCUUGAAAAACGGAGCGAUCCUCAAGAUUUUCGUGGACAACCCCUUUCCCAUCACGCUGCUCAAGUUGUCGACGUCGGUGCGAUGCCUGGACAUGAGCGCCUCGCGCAAAAAGCUGGCGGUGGUGGACGAGCACAACACUCUCCUGGUCUACGACAUUAUCAGCAAAGAACUGCUUUUUCAGGAGCCAAAUGCUAACAGCGUGGCCUGGAACACCCAGUGCGAGGCCAUGCUGUGCUUCUCCGGCAACGGCUACCUGAACAUCAAGGCCAGCAACUUCCCCGUCCACCAGCAGAAGAUGCAAGGCUUCAUGGUGGGCUUCAACGGCUCCAAAAUCUUCUGUCUCCACGUCUAUUCCAUGUCUGCCGUGGAGGUCCCUCAGUCGGCCCCCAUGUACCAGUACCUGGAGCGCAAGCUGUUUAAGGAGGCCCACCAAAUCGCCUGUUUAGGCGUGACGGACAGCGAUUGGAGGGAUCUGGCCAGCGAAGCUCUGGAGGGCCUCGAUUUGGAGAUUGCCAAGAAGGCCUUCAUUCGGAUACAAGACCUUCGCUACUUGGAGCUCAUCGACAGCAUUGAGGCGAGGAAGAAGAGGGGCGAGAACGACAACGACUCGUUCCUGGCCGACAUCUACGCCUACCAGGGGAAAUUCCACGAGGCGGCCAAGCUCUACAAGCGCACCGGGCAGGAGCCCAAAGCUUUGGGCAUGUACACUGACCUGCGCAUGUUCGACUACGCCAAGGACUACGUCGGGGCGGCGGACCCAAAGACGUCUCGCAUCCUGAUGGCCAAGCAGGCCGACUGGGCCAAGUGCAGCAAGGAGCCGCAGGCGGCGGCCGAGAUGUACAUCUCGGCCGGAGAGAAUCUCAAAGCCAUCGAGGUUUUGGGAGAGCACGGCUGGGCCGACAUGCUGAUCGACUUGGCUCGCAAGCUGGACAAGGCGGAACGGGAACCGCUGGCCAAAUGCGCCUCCUAUUUCAAGAAGCUGAAGCACCACGGCUACGCCUCGGAGACGUAUUCCAAGAUGGGCGACUUGCGGGCCCUGGUGCAGCUCCAUGUGGAAAGCCAGCAUUGGGACGAGGCUUUCUCACUGGCGGAGAAGCACCCCCAGUUCAAAAACGAUGUCUUUGUGCCUUACGCUCAGUGGCUGGCUGAGAACGACCGUUUCGAGGAGGCGCAAAAAGCGUUUCACAAGGCCGGGCGACAGAACGAAGCCGUCAGAGUGCUGGAGCAGCUGACCCGCAACGCGGUGGUGGAGAGGCGCUUUGAUGACGCCGGCUACUACUACUGGAUGCUCUCCAUGCAGUGUCUGGACAUCGCCAGAGAAAACCAAGAUCAGCGAGAUGAAAUGCUGACAAAGUUUGAACAUUUCCAGACGCUUGCAGAGCUCUACCAUGUCUACCACCCGAUUCAGCGCUACACGGAUGAGCCCUUCAGUUCCCUGAUGCCAGAGACGCUGUUCAACAUCUGCAGGUUCCUCCUGAGCAACCUCCCCAAGGACAAGCCGCCGCCGGGCAUUUUUAAGGUUAACACCUUGUACGCUUUGGCCAAGCAAAGUCGCAAACUGGGCGCCUACAAGCUGGCCCGACUUUGCUACGAGAAGCUGCAGAAGCUGCACAUUCCGUCGCGCUUUCAGGAGUGCAUCGAACUGGACAGCCUCACCAUCCGGGCCAAGCCUUUUCACGACAGCGAGGAACUGACGGAAGCCUUGAUGUGUUACCGCUGCUCCAACAAGCCGCUGCUGAACAACCAGGGCACGGCGUGCCUCAACUGCAAGCAGCCUUUCAUCUACUCGGCCUCGUCGUACGAGGUGCUGCCGCUGGUGCAGUUCUACUUGGAGGAAGGCGUCGGCGACGAGGAAGCCGUGUCUCUGAUCGACCUGGAAGUCCCUCAUGCCGAGCGGAGCGACGCGCCCUGGCGGCAUCUGGACAACGAUGCGCAGGUGUUAAAGAUGGACGACGGUUUGGAAGAUGCCGAAGAAGACCCCUUCACCCCCAAGAUGAUCUUUGAGCAGGGCGGCUCGCACUUCGUCCCCGUCAAGGUGAAUCGUUCGGUGCUGCGCUCCAUGAGCAGGAGGGACGUCCUGAUCAAGCGCUGGCCGGCGCCGCUCAAAUGGGAGUACUUCCGCUCGCUGCUUCCUGACGUCAGCAUCACCAUGUGCCCCGCCUGCUUCAAGAUGUUCCACAGUGAAGACUACGAGCUUCUGCUGCUCCAGCACAACCGCUGUCCGUUCUGUCGGAGGCCCAUCGAUGAGCCCAACUGACGGACGGGCGACUCCUGCGCGGGGGCUUCCUCUCACGCAUCGCCCGAGACCACCGAGCCGGGCGGGGGCCGUUCCUCCCGAGCGCGCCGGCCGCGCAGCCCGCGUCCCCGCGGACGGAAAGGCCAAUGUAUGAAUGUCCAAAGAUGUUCCGGCCUUUCUUUGGACUCGGCGUCUCCGCCCGGGAACCGUAACAUAUGUUUCAUAUUCCUUCCCGGUCAGCAAAGGCAUCUGGCCCGGAUUCAGCAUGAAGCUGGCACAGCUGGCCUGGCAUAAUGCAUGUGGGCCCAACACGGCCCAGGAGUGGCAAAGGCGGCACUGGCUUGACUCUGGCAAACCGGUUGUGGAGUGAAGUAUUUGGGCCAGAAAUCAAUUUACAACUCAGGGCCCAUAUAUGGCCGGCCAGUAUUGAGCCACCCUUAAAUGCAGUUUCACAUUUAUUUUUUCAAAACGCAGCCUUGUUUUACAAUUGCACGCCGAUGCGGAAUUACAUUCAGCACACACACACACACACACACACACAUACGCGCGAGGUUCAAUCAGGCCCGCAGGGUAAUUUACAAAUGAAAAAAAAUGCAUAAAAGACACCGAAUUAAUAUUUUUAAUAAGGUCCAAUUCAUUGAGUAUCCGCUAGGGGACACUGUUUUUGACCAGAGAAGAAGACAACAGCAGCCUCAGUCCGUUACGGAGACAGACCCGUGACAGCAGACGCUAGCAAUAGCAAACAUUUACCGGUACACAUUUAAUAGCACACUCAAUAGUUUGUAAGGUGUAGGCAGGGAUUACAUUUAGAUUUUAUAUGCACGUGUAAAUGGUUUAAAACUUCCUUUCUUUAUACAUCUUGUUUAACCAAAGUGCAUGACUAUAUUUUUCAAUACCAAUUACUUGUUAAAAGUUUGUACAAUCAAUGGGAUCAGUUGUUCACAUUUGUUGACGGAAAUGUAAGGUGCUUCAUGAAAUGUUUUGUAAAAGAUACGUUCAUUAAAUUUCAACAUUUUCCGAA
This is a messenger RNA of Hippocampus zosterae (dwarf seahorse), 4709 nucleotides long. Its product is annotated as intraflagellar transport protein 122 homolog. Lineage: Eukaryota; Metazoa; Chordata; Actinopteri; Syngnathiformes; Syngnathidae. The coding region runs from base 155 to 3709 and encodes 1184 amino acids. Gene Ontology annotation, biological process: non-motile cilium assembly; intraciliary retrograde transport; protein localization to cilium. The record is from RefSeq and is a predicted model, not a curated record. Gene Ontology annotation, cellular component: intraciliary transport particle A; non-motile cilium. Gene Ontology annotation, molecular function: protein binding. The transcript has 29 exons.